Messenger RNA from Daktulosphaira vitifoliae (grape phylloxera), 2620 nucleotides. RefSeq names its product serine palmitoyltransferase 2 (gene lace). Bases 351 to 1928 code for a protein of 525 amino acids. Gene Ontology annotation, biological process: sphingosine biosynthetic process; ceramide biosynthetic process. The record is from RefSeq and is a predicted model, not a curated record. Gene Ontology annotation, cellular component: serine palmitoyltransferase complex. The transcript is spliced from 10 exons. NCBI's taxonomy places the organism in Eukaryota, Metazoa, Arthropoda, Insecta, Hemiptera, Phylloxeridae. Gene Ontology annotation, molecular function: serine C-palmitoyltransferase activity; pyridoxal phosphate binding.
GAAAAUAGUUAUGACAAUGUUUUAAAGUAAAUGGUUGUACCUAGUGCAUUACUAACUCAUUUUUAAUACAGUGUUAUAUAGUUCUUUAUUUACGCAUUAAGAAAUUUUUAUUAAAGCUCACUAAAUUAAAUUCGAAAUAUUUUAUAUUUCUUCAUAGAAUAAUAUUUUAGUAUCAAAGAUCUUUUUUGUAAAUAUUAUUCGGUAAUAUAAAUAAUUCUAUUUGGUUACUACUUCUUUGAGAAAAUACCAAAAAUAAUUUCAAAUGAAAGGAGUGAGUUUCAUUAACUUACAUUGUUAAUAAUAACAUAAAUUAACAAAUAAUUAUAUACUUAAUAUUUGAGAAAUUCAUUAUGGCUUCUUCUAUUCAUAAUAGCUUUAAAAUUGAUACUAAAAAGCAUUCUUUUUACGAUAAGGAUGAAAAACCUUACUGUGAAAUAGUGAAUGAAAAUGACUCUUAUGAGAAAGUAUCAUUCUAUACAACAUUUAUGGCAGCUAUAGGAUUUUACUUUUUAUUAAUUAUUGGAUUUGUCAAUUAUUUAAUUUUUAAACCUAAAGGAGCUACUGAACAGAAUCGAGAAGGUUAUCCUCCUUUAUACAAAACAUUUGACAGUAUUUUUUUGAACUAUGUAUAUCGUCGUGUACAAGAUUGUUUUAAUAGAGUAGUAUGUGGUGUUCCUGGUACAGAAAUUGAAAUUCAGGAUAGAAUAACCUAUGAUAAAAACUGGUCUUUUGAGCUUUUGGAUACAAAAUCUACAUUUUUAAAUUUAGGCUCAUACAAUUAUUUAGGUUUUGCCGAAUGUUAUGGCCCGUGCAUAGACGAUACAGUUUUAGCUAUAAAACAAUAUGGUUGGACUAUUGGUAGCUCUCGCCAAGAACUUGGUACAAACCUUUUACAUCUUGAACUAGAAAAGCUUACUGCUGAAUUCUUAGGAGUUGAUGAUGCUUUAGUGUUUGGAAUGGGAUUUGCUACAAAUGCUCUUAAUUUACCUGCAAUUAUGACAUCACAAUGUUUAGUGCUUAGUGAUGAAUAUAACCAUGCAUCAGUUAUACUAGGAAUUCGAUUAUCAGACGCAGUUUAUAUGGUUUAUAAGCAUAAUGAUAUGGAAGAUUUAGAAGAAAUUAUUAAAAAAAAUAUUAUUGCUGGUAAUCCAAAAACAAAAAAACCGUGGGAAAAAAUAUUUAUUGUUACUGAAGGUAUUUUUAGUAUGGAAGGUUCUAUAGUAAAACUUCCUGAAAUUAUUGCUAUAAAAAAAAAAUAUAAAGUAUAUUUAUAUGUCGAUGAAGCUCAUAGCAUAGGUGCUUUAGGUCCAAAUGGUGGCGGUGUUAUUGAUUAUUUCAACUGUUGUUCAAAAGAUGUAGACAUUUUUAUGGGAACAUUUACUAAGUCGUUUGGUUCAGCCGGAGGAUACAUUGCUGGAAAUAAAUAUUUUUUAUCUCAGGCUUUAAUUAGUUAUUUAAGAGAAAAUAGUUAUGCUUCUUGCUAUGGUAUGUCAAUGCCUCCCCCAAUAGCCCAAAUGAUAAUAUCUUCUAUGUCAAUAAUUAUGGGUAAAAAACAUGGCAAUGAAGGACACAGACGAAUCAAGCAAUUAGCAAGCAAUGUUCAAUACUUUAGAAAAAAGUUAAAAGCAAUGGGUUGUAUUGUUUAUGGUAAUGAUGACUCUCCUGUUAUACCUAUGUUAGUGUAUAUGAUUUCAAAAGUUGGAGCUACUGUUCGUGAAUUUGAUAAAUAUAAUAUUGCUACUGUUGGAGUAGGAUUUCCUGCUACUCCUAUGCUGCAGAGUAGAAUUCGAUUUUGUAUGUCUGCUGGAUUGACUAAAGAACAACUUGAUGAAGUUCUUAAAGCUACUAAAAAAGUUGUUGAUAAAAUUGGCUUACGAUACUCCAGGAAACAAAUAAAAAAUUCAUAUAUUACAUAUGAAUAUGAAUAAUGUAUAGAAUUAUAUAAUUUUGUACUUUAUUAAAAAAAAUAUUUAUUAAUUAUAGUUAAUAGUAUUUUAAUAGAUCAAACAAAAAUAUUAUGUAUAGUAAAUUUAAUCUAAUAAUAACAUUAAAAUAUUUUUUCCAUACAGAGUGAUUGUUUAACUAUAACUCAUGCAAUACCUUAAAAAAUAUAAGGUAUAAUAUUAAAUUUUAAUUUGGAAGUUAAAUUCUGCUUUAUAAUUUUCAAAAAAUAAUUGUUUCCAUAUUUCUAUUUGUCUCUUAAAAUACUAUUAAUUUUAGUUUUUUAAAUUGAAACAUUUGUUUAAUCAAGUUACACAAACUAAAAAAUGAUCAAUCAAUGGAAUUUUAAAUCAGUAUUUUGGAAGUUAGCCUUAAUAGGGGAGGUGAAGCUUGGAUAUGUAAACUUUUACUUUUAAAUAUUAAUUAACUGCACUACUCAUCCAGCCUUUUUAUAACAAUGCUAAAUUAUUUUAUAAAUCCUAACCAUAGGUUAUUAUCAGCUAACCAUUUUCUUAGAUAAUAUUUUCUAGUUUAUAAGUUAUAUAUAUAUACAGGGUGAUUUUUUUUCAUAACCCACUCAAUUACUUACAGAAUAAUAAUAAUUAAAAAAAAAAUUUUAUUACUAUCUUUAGUUACACAUUAUUCUUGAAUUAUUAACUAUCUAUUACUUUUUAAGUUC